Messenger RNA from Mauremys reevesii (Reeves's turtle), 2655 nucleotides. It is a transcript of the gene KLHL21, whose product is annotated as kelch like family member 21. Gene Ontology annotation, molecular function: protein binding. Lineage: Eukaryota; Metazoa; Chordata; Testudines; Geoemydidae. The record is from RefSeq and is a predicted model, not a curated record. The transcript is spliced from 6 exons. The coding region runs from base 259 to 2127 and encodes 622 amino acids.
CCUGCCCCCACGGGGGCCUGUCACGAGGCUCCGGGCGGGGUGAGGCGGCUGGCCCGGCCCGGCCCCUGGCGCAGUGACCGCAGCGGGCGGAGUGCAGGGGCCGGCAGGGCGCUGCCGGGUUUCCUUCGGCUCCCGGGCGGCCGGCGCUCCCGCCUCUUUCAGACCGGAGUCCGGACCCAGACCGUCCCCUUCCCCCACCCAACGCUUGAUGCCCCGAGCAGCUGUGCCGGCAGCGGGGCUUGUGCCUCAAGGCAUAUUAUGGAACUGAUCCCGGCAGGAGGAGGCGGAGGUCCAGGGGAACCAGCACAUGCCGUGGCACUGCUACGGGGUCUGAGUGCGCUGCGCUCUGAGCGGAGCCUGCUUGAUGUGACAGUGGUGGCUGGGGGCUGUGAGUUUGGGGCGCACCGAGCUGUGCUAGCCGCAGCUUCUGGCUACUUCCGUGCCAUGUUCGGUGGGUCACUGCGGGAGUCCCGGGCCGAGCGGGUGCGGCUACAUGGGGUGGACCCUGAGUGCCUGGCGCUGCUGCUUGACUUUGCCUACACUGGUCGGGUGGGGCAGCUGGGCCCCGACAUCGCAGAGCGGCUGCUGCGUGCUGCCGACCUACUGCAGUUCCCAGCUGUGAAGGAAGCAUGCGGCGCUUGGCUGGCCCGGCAGCUGGAGCCGGCCAACGCGCUGGACAUGCAGGACUUCGCAGAGGCCUUUGCUUGCCCAGCCCUUGCAGCUGCUGCACACCGCUUUGUGCUGCGCCAUGUGGGUGAGCUGAGCACGCAGUUGGAGCGGUUGCCACUGGCGCGGCUCAUCUCCUACUUGCGGGACGAUGAGCUGUGUGUGCCCAAGGAGGAGGCUGCCUUCCAGCUGGCACUGCGUUGGGUGCGCGCUGACCUAGCUGCCCGUGCCCCGCUGCUGCCGCAGCUCCUGGCCCACGUGCGCUUGCCCUUUGUGCGCCGUUUCUACCUGCUGGCGCAUGUGGAGGGCGAGCCCCUGGUGGCGCGCUGCCAGCCCUGCCUGCGCCUCCUGCGGGAGGCCCGCGACUUCCAGGCUGCCCGCUAUGACCGGCACGACCAGGGGCCAUGUGCUCGCAUGCGGCCACGACCCUCCACCGGCCUGGCAGAGAUCCUUGUGCUCAUUGGUGGCUGCGACCGUGAUUGUGAUGAGCUGGUUACCGUUGAUUGUUACAACCCACGCACGGGGCACUGGCGCUACCUGGCCGAGUUUCCUGAGCACUUGGGCGGUGGCUACAGCAUAGCGGCGCUGGGCAACGACAUCUACGUGACAGGAGGAUCAGAUGGGUCAAGGCUCUAUGAUUGUGUCUGGAGAUACAAUUCUAGUGUGAAUGAGUGGACAGAAGUGUCUCCAAUGUUGAAAGCAAGAGAAUACCACAGCUCUACAGUCUUGGAUGGACUGUUGUAUAUCAUAGCCUCAGACAGCACAGAACGUUACGACCACUCCAUAGAUGCCUGGGAGGCUUUGCAGCCUAUGUUGUACCCAAUGGACAACUGUUCCACCACAUCUUGUCGUGGCAAACUCUUUGCUAUUGGCUCUUUAGCAGGCAAAGAAUCCAUGGUUAUACAAUGUUAUGACCCUGAAACUGACCUCUGGUCCCUAGUGAACUGUGGACAGCUGCCUCCGUGGUCUUUUGCACCAAAAACUGUGACUCUUAAUGGACUUAUAUACUUCAUAAGAGAUGACUCCGCUGAAGUGGAUGUUUACAAUCCAAUGAAGAAUGAAUGGGACAAAAUCCCUCCUAUGCUCCAGGUUCAUGUUGGAGGGAGCUUGGCUGUGCUUGGUGGGAAGCUCUAUGUCUCUGGUGGCUACGAUAACACAUUUGAACUUUCAGACGUGCUGGAAGCUUAUGAUCCAGAAACUCGAACAUGGAGCAUAGUGGGACGGCUGCCUGAACCCACCUUCUGGCAUGGAAGUGUCAGCAUAUUCCGACAGUUUAUGCCACAAACUACACAAGAAGACGACAGUAUCGCUCUGGAUAAUGCCAUUAACCUAAACAGGCAGCGCCAGAAUCUUCAUAAUCAGAAUCUUAAUGACACUUGUGCUGUUCCCAAGCUACUGGUUAAGCAAGAUACAGGGCUCAUUUUGGUGAAGCUUGCCUAUUACCUUGGACAGAUGCAGUGAAUUGAUGCAAUUUCUUCACUUCUGGCUGUUGAAUACUAUGCCAACAAGCAAUUUGUGUCCCCACAAAAGUUAAACUGAAACCUCAAGUCAGUCUCUCUUCCACUGAGCUUGUGCAAUUAUUGUAAUGGGAGUGGUAAACACAACCAUAUUGUGCUCAACAGGGUGCCAGUUAUUUAAGACAUAUUCAAGUCCAUCUUAAGAUGUGGAGCACUGCUGUCUACAUGUUGUAAUUUAGUAUAACAAUUUGCAUAGUAGAAUGGUCAAGUAUUUAUGCUGAACUAUUAAAGUAUAUUUAUGUAGAACAUUCUCCUCCUGUAGUGCUCUCUGCUGGACCUAUGUCAUCUUGAAGUUCCAAAACCAGCUGAAUAACUUUAGGUUUGUAUUUAUAACUUUUUUGUAGACUUUCAUUGUGUCUAAACCUUUAAAUACUGUUUAAAUACCAUCCUUUGAAGCAAAGGCAUUUUACAUUUUGACAGAUUUUGGAAUUUUAUUCUCAUAUUUCUGUUUUUAAAAACUUACUUGAAAUGA